AUGCGCGCGACAUUGCCAUCCGCAUUCUUGGCCCUGCUGUCCCUGGUGGGCGGCUCUCUGGCAGCCGAUGCCGACAAGACCACCACGGCAGAAGCCUGUACGGCGACGAAUCCGAAAUCCGGCGCCUUUUUUGACCUGCGGCCCGACAUUGCCGUCAAGUUGCCAUCUGACGGAUCCAAGGUGAAGAGCGGUGUGCCGACAAAGGACUACAAAAUCAAUGGCUACGAUUAUGGAUGGAACUUUACCAUGAACAUUUGCGCUCCGGUGGUUGAAGAGAUUAGCAACGUCCGCGGCGAGAUCAAUCAGGAGCAAUGGGGCAACAUUAGCGCAUACUACACCAUCAAGGGCGACACGUACAGUCUUGGCUUUUCCAACGGCGAGCUGAAGCGACGAGGAACGAAGCUGGUCCUUCAAUACACGGGAGGUUCGACAUGCGGACCGAGUGCAAAGAGGGAUAUUGAGAGAGUUCCUACAAGGCGAUCGGUGCACAGCGGCGCCUCGUACAAGUACUCGGACUAUGACGAUGAAGAUGAGCGCUCCGUGGCUACCGAAAGUGUCCAUGCGUCCAAGGAAACCGAUUCUCCAAAACAGCGCAAGUCUGCGACCAUUUCUUUCCACUGCGAUCGGGACCCCUCAGCCUCGAGCGCCACGGUAGCAUUUGUCAGCGUAGACCCCGAUGAAUGCGCAUACAACUUUGAGGCGCGCUCGAUUCAUGCAUGUGCUGGCGCUGAGCAGCAUACUGCAGGCAGUGUUGGCCCAGGUGCAGUGUUUGGAAUCAUCUUGGCUGUAGCCAUCUUGGUGUAUCUGGGAGGAGGUGUCUUUUACCAGCGCACCGUGGCCAACCAAAGAGGAUGGCGGCAGUUGCCCAACUAUUCGCUCUGGGCUGGAAUCUGGAGCUUUCUUUCGGACAUUUUCAUUGCUGCGACGGCCUCGUGCGCGCGCUUCUUCCCCAAGCGCGGAGGUUAUCAUUACCUUUCUGGCUCGCCAUCUAGGACAAGGCAGAGCCGUGACCGCGAAGCCGAGAAUAGGCUCAUUGACGAAUACGAUGAGGAGUGGGACGACUGA
This is a messenger RNA of Pestalotiopsis fici W106-1, 1065 nucleotides long. RefSeq lists its product as uncharacterized. NCBI's taxonomy places the organism in Eukaryota, Fungi, Ascomycota, Sordariomycetes, Amphisphaeriales, Sporocadaceae. The record is from RefSeq and is a predicted model, not a curated record. Bases 1 to 1065 code for a protein of 354 amino acids. Gene Ontology annotation, biological process: vacuolar transport. The transcript is spliced from 2 exons.